AUGUUUGUUUCGAGCGCAGCUUGCUCGUCUUCAAACUUCCUCAAUUUUGAUGAAAUCACAAAUGAAGCAAAUUCUGAAGGGAGUUAUGCAACACAAACUGUGAACGACUUGCACGCUUUAAGUUGCUCACCGAACAUAAUUCUAGAUAAAACUGGACCGAAUUACUCUUUUGGAUUGGAAAGUCAUUAUGGUAGCAAUGAAGAUCGGAUUGAAUUAGCUAAUCUUCUGUGCAGCUGGAAUUUGGGACAACUAUACGAUUUAUUCGUGCAGCAACAAUUGUUUAUAGGCAUCCUAAAGCACUUAUCAAAAACAAUGGCUGAAAAUCUUUUUGUAAACACUGGUGGUCGAGUGGAGUUUUUUUUUAUCAAUGGUCGCAAUGGAUCAAAUCCUUUGAAAAGUCCACUACAUCCCCAUUUUUGGCGAACGAACAUCUUCAGUGCGAUAAAUCUACCCAAUCAAGUGAAGGGCGGGGAAACAAUUUUGGUGUUAUUUCACAAAGUUCAAAGGAUAUCAACAGUCAAGUUCUGGUGGCAAAGACAUCAAUCAAUUUGAUUGAUAUUAAUAAUUCAAAUUCUUACGGAAAAAGCAUGGUUGAAACAUACAAAAAAGAGAAGGUCAUGGAUGAUAACUUACGCAAGCUAUUAGUUGAAUCGGUUUUACAAUAUUGUAUUAUGAACAGCCACGAUCUUUCCGUUACUGAUUGCGCUUCUAUUUCACUUCAAAUUUGCGAAGUAUUCCCUGGCGAGUUGGCGUCAUAUUAUUACCUUGAGCGAAAAAACGCAGCUCCGUUGGGCAAAUUGUACAAAAAAUUCAGGAAUUGGAAAGUAAAUUUCAAUAGAAAGACAAAGACAUCGAACGGUAAUUUGAAAAAACAAAAGCAGAGGUCAUUUUCAAUAGCGGAAGAUGAGGACGAACAUGCAAUAGCUUAUCAGGAAAAAAUCAGUCACUGGCGCGCGUGUUCUGCAACACGUAUGAAUAGCAUACGAAAUGCCGAGAAUAAUCCAAAACAGAUCUUCGAUCUUUGGCCACAAUACAAAUUGCCUGGUGGUUUUCAUUUGAAAUGAGGUCCUUGACAACCUCACUUCUUUUAGCAAUUUGCUCUUGGAUAACGUUUUUCCGAAUCGCAUCAAGGAGUUCAAAGAUGAUGCUAAUAUGUACUACAAAAUAAAGAAAAACAAAGUCAAUCUCUCAAAAGAUUCCAUUUGCCCCAACGCUUUUGUUCUUCUACAGUCACUGCUGCCACGCUCUCGACUCUGUAAGAAACUAGCACAUAAUAAGACUAAUGCAAAAAAAGGCUUUAUUCUAUCAAAGAGUCACUAGACAGUUUUAUGGUUGUUUGCGCAACUGAAACGGAAUAUAAACAAAUGUAUGAUAGCAAAGUCCAGGCAGAAUCGUCUAUUGCCCCCUUCAUAUCAUUAAUUGGAACCCUAGAUGAGCCACAAUCAUUCAUGAUUGACUUUGACAACAUCACUUACAAAGUUUUCAACUUCGAUAAAGCUGUGGAUAUAUGCUUUAAAGCAUACAAUGUUUUUAAUAUGGCCUACGCUGAGCCAUGCGCU
This is a messenger RNA of Rhagoletis zephyria (snowberry fruit fly), 1559 nucleotides long. RefSeq lists its product as uncharacterized. NCBI's taxonomy places the organism in Eukaryota, Metazoa, Arthropoda, Insecta, Diptera, Tephritidae. The record is from RefSeq and is a predicted model, not a curated record.